Melopsittacus undulatus (budgerigar) is the source of this 339-nucleotide messenger RNA. Its product is annotated as sec-independent protein translocase protein TatB-like. The transcript has a single exon. The coding region runs from base 1 to 339 and encodes 112 amino acids. NCBI's taxonomy places the organism in Eukaryota, Metazoa, Chordata, Aves, Psittaciformes, Psittaculidae. The record is from RefSeq and is a predicted model, not a curated record.
AUGGAACUCGACGAGUUGCGCAAGAUGAAGGACACCGUGGAGGGGCGCGGCGCGAGACGUCGAGCAAUCCACCACACUUCGGCUGCCAACUUCGAGAAGGACUGGAAACGAGUCCACGGCAUCGCUCAACGGCACGUCUUCCUCGUACGACUCCUCUUCCUACGGCUCCGACAGCGAUACGUACAGCGCCGUGGCGCCGGCCUACGCCACCCGGCAAAAACUGGCGCCUCAAGCGUGCCGCCGUGCCCCAGUGGUACAAGGCCCGCGCCCGGUGUGCGCACCAAGCGCAGUCGGCGCGGCGCGCGUGUGGCGCGCUUUCGCCCCCAGAAGUCCCGCUGA